CCGUUUUGUCGGGACUGAACGCAACCUUGGUCUAGACCACCGUGCGUCGCCUGCGUCUCUGGUUGCGUCAUCACGCAGCGAGCGUGUCCCACGUGCAGAUGUUUACGUCCUCCUCUCUGUGACGUCAUAGUCGUCGUCGGAUGCGAAACAUUCGCGAUGUUAAAGAUGCGGAUUAGCGAACAAAAGGCCUCGCGGGUGACGCGACGCACGCAGGUCUGAACGCGCAGCGAUGCGCGCGUUAGCGGCGAGUCGACUCGGGACACAAGAACAGACGGGAAAUCGGUGUUAUUAAAGGUCCGAGUGUUUUCAGCCGCGUCCGUUAGGCCGAGGAGCCCGGAUUCCGUUUGAACUCGCUCGCUUUAUCAUCAUCAUGUCGUUCGCGAUGGAGGACGCGCUGGAGUCCGGCUGGGUGUCGGUGCGACCGAAUGUGUUCGAGGAGAAGGAGAAGCACAAGUUCGUCUUCAUCGUCGCCUGGAACGAGAUCGAAGGAAAGUUCGCCGUCACGUGCCACGACCGAACCGUCCAGAAACGGAGCGCCGCGCGGGACUCGCUGCUCGAGGGCGAGCAGGCGGCCGGAGACGCGCCUCCCCCGGUCCAGAGCCCGGGCCGAGAGCGAGCCGAGCCCGGCAGAGCCGCCCGCAGCGCGGAGCUGGAGCCGCCGGAGUCCGAUGAUGCGCCGGAGGACUCGAGCUGGGCCGGACUCUUCUCCUUCCAGGACAUGCGCGCCGCUCACCUGCAGCUGUGCGCCGUCAACUCGGACCUGGAGCCCUGCCUGCCCGCCUUCCCCGAGGAGCAGACGGCCGUGUGGUCGGUUCUGUUCGGGGCCCCGGAGCUGAGCGCGCGCGACACGGACGCGCUCUGCUUCCAGCUGCAGGUGUAUCUGGGUCACGCGCUCGACACCUGCGGGUGGAGGAUCCUGUCUCAGGUUCUGUUUCCGGACAGCGACGACUCCGAGGAGUACUACGAGAGUCUGAGCGAGCUGCGGCGGAAGGGCUUCGAGGACGCGCUCCAGAGAGCCAAGAGACACCUGCAGCAGCUGCUGGAGAAGCAGCGCGGCGUGGAGCGGAUGGUGGAGCUGCUGCAGCUGUACGCGGAGCAGGACGAGGCGUAUGGAGAUCUGGUGGAGGCCACGACUGAGCUCUACCACUACCUGCUGCAGCCCUUCAGAGACAUGCGCGAGCUGGCCAUGCUGCGCAGACAGCAGAUCAAGGUACACACACACACAUCAUCUCGGCGGAUGAGUCGAGUCUCUGCGCAAGGGGAAGUGUAUGAGGACUGGCAGAGGAAGGCUCACACUGCUGUGCUGUCCAUACAGGACCUGACCGUCAAAUACUUCGAGAACACGGCCCGCGCUCAGAAAGUGAUGUACGAGCGCAUGCGCACCGACCAGAGGAAGUUUGGGAAAGCUGCGUGGGGGGCAGCAGUGGAGCGCAUGGAGAAACUCCAGUAUGAGUUUCUAAAGAAAACACUGCAGCUGAUGCGUGCCAAAGAGAUCUGCCUGGAACAGAGGGAAAACACGGGACUGAGAGAAGAGAUGCAGGGUCUGCAGGGGGGCGAGGAGGCCAUGGUGCGUCUGGACCAGCUGGAGGCCAUGUACUACGAGCUCCAGCUGCAGCUCUACGAGAUCCAGUUCGAGAUCCUGAAGUACGAGGAGCUGCUGCAGACGGCGCAGCUGCAGAGUCUGCGCAGACAGAUGAGCGAGAGGCAGGAGGAGGUGGUUUACUACGACACCUACGAGAGUCCUGACGCCAUGAAGUCCACCGAUGACCCCUCGACCCCUCUGACCCCCCCCAGAGACGACGUGGCCAAACUCCAGCAGAGGACCAGACAGCUGGAGGCCCGCAGAGGACGCAUCACCGCCAAGAAAGCCUACCUCAAACACAAGAAGGAAAUCUGCAUCAUCAAUCACACGCAGAAGCGGCAGGGCGGCCCGGACUGCGUUUCCCAGCAAGCUUUGCUGCAGGAUGAAGAGGAGGAAGAGGAGCAGCGGCUGUCCAGAGUGAGUCAGGAGAGACAGACGACGCUGGACCGACUGCGCAGCUUCAAACAGCGCUACCCGGGUCAGGUGACCCUGAAGUCCACGCGUCUGCGUCUGGCGUACUCCAGGAAGAGAGCGGGCGCGAGGCCAGAGCAGACGCAGACGCAGGCCGCUAGCGUGCAGACGGACGACGCUCUGGCGGGAGUCCCCGAGCUGCGCCGGCCCGAGAGCUUCCUGUCGCUGCCUCCGAUGGGCGGAGCCGUGGUCGAAGCCCCGCCCCCUGACACACACACAUCACUUCCUCCCUCCAGAGAGCUGCUGCUGCUGGACUCAUCCACCUCGCCCAUGUCCCCGCCCCCUCUCCCCCGCCCCCGCCCCCUCCGCCCUCCCCCGCCCCCCUCCCUGGAGGAGACGCCCGCGGACGCCCCCCCGCUGACCGCCAGACCGGAGUCUCCCCUCGGGCCGUUCACCGCGCGCUUCUUCGACAGCAGCCAGCUGCUGAACGCCAGGAAGAAGCUGAGGAAGACGGCGUCGCUCGAGUCCAGCCAGUGGAGCAGAGCGAGCUCGCCGAUGGACGAGGUUCUGGCCAGUCUGAAGCGCGGGAGCUUCCACCUGCGGAAGGCCGAGCUGCGUGUUCUGGCGCCCGAUCCGGACGGCGAGGAACGACGACACAACAACAUCCUGGCUCAGAUCCGUAAGGGAGUGCAGCUGCGUAAGGUGCGCAGACAGGAGCGCAGCUGCAGGGGAGCGACUGCGUUCGACCCGCUGACCCGCAGCAUCCACGAGGCCCUGCGCCGCAUCAAAGAGGCUUCGCCCGAGUCCGAGUCCGAGUCUGAGGACGAGACGCCAGCCUGCACCGACUGGGAGAGCUGAAGCUCCGCCCUCACCUUCACAUCAUCAGUGUGUGUGUGUGUGUGUGUGUUUACCUCACAGCAGAUCACUGAAGCACAGGCUGCUCUGAGUGUUUAUCCACCUGCUACUCUUUCAUCUACUCUUAUUCUCUUCUUUUUGUCUUCACGUAUGUUUGCAGGAGGCCAAACCAGACGCCAUUCAUGUUCUCCUGACACGAUCUGACCCACCACACCGCUCGGAUCCGACCCAGAUCUUUAACCAACAACAAGAAACAUUUGUUUAAAUAAAAAUACUAAAUAAAACAACUAUUUAAUGUUACAGAAAAAACUUUAAACAAUAAUAUUGCCUUAAUCACUAUUAUAGACCGGAAAUAAAUAAGAACUAAAACUGAAAUAAAACCGAAAUAGUAAUAAAAGAAUAACAUUUAAUAAAAAGGAUACAUUUUAAAAUAAAAUAGAAACUGAAAUUAUAAAAAUAAAAGCUAAUUCAAAAUAUUAAUAAAAACUAUAUAUGGAACUACACACAUUCCAAGAUCAUUUUGCUGACGUUCUUCUAAUUAUAUUAUGAAAAUUUUACUUCUACAUGUUCAAAUCAUUCAGGUUUAUUAAUUAUGAAUUUAUUAAUGUUCAAAGAUGUUUAUUCUUGAUUGUAGGAACAUUAAAGGAACAUUCCAUUUUAUCAGUCUGCAGACAUUAUGCUUGAAUAGUCUCUGAACUGAGAAACUGAGAUGUUUCAGAAAUAAGCUCCACGGACGAUGUUUAAAUACUGUUCUGAGAGCAUUAUUAAAGAGCAGACAAGUGAACAAAAACAUGCUAAAACAGCAGAGAAUCGCUCUGAAGCUGCGCUCGUGCCCCAGAGGCGAUCAGUACAGUGCUGUUUGGUGGACGCAGACUCCAGGGGGUCAUGAGAACAUGAGUGAGUUCAUCGUGCUCUGGAUUCCGAAGCUCUCUCCAGGUUUAUCUGAAUGAACGUGUUUUAUUGUGUCUGUGACUCUGUGGACGUCUGUCCCUGAACCAUCGACGGGCCUGCACUCUCAGAUCUGACCGGCACGUGGCCCGCGUUUACCCAUGAUGCUGUGCGGCACGCACUCUGUACGCGACACCGCAGCGUAAUCUGACAUGUUUUCAUCACGUGUACUGUAUUUAGCUUUUGAUAUUAUUUGUCUGAAUCAUAUUAAUUGUUCUGUAUGUUAUAUGCAUCAUGUGGUCAAUCAAACCCGAUCCGUUCCACUGAAACACUACAGUCUUGAGCGACUACUCGUGUGCAAUAUUAUAUUAGAACCUGAAAACAGAACUUCUGAUGUAUAAUACAGCGCAGAUCCAUCGCAUGUUUGCCCGCAGGACACCUGUAUUUAUUGAGUUCCACUAAAUAUUUAAAUAUGUAAAGCAAUAUCAUAAAAUGUACAAUGAUUUUUUUUUUUUUUUUUUUGAAACUCCAGUUUGCUUUUUACUCUGCUUUUCCAAACAUUGUACUUCUAAUAGUUAUUUUAAAUUUGCAUUUUGCCCCUUACAUAAA
This is a messenger RNA of Cyprinus carpio (common carp), 4345 nucleotides long. RefSeq names its product junction-mediating and -regulatory protein-like. NCBI's taxonomy places the organism in Eukaryota, Metazoa, Chordata, Actinopteri, Cypriniformes, Cyprinidae. Gene Ontology annotation, molecular function: Arp2/3 complex binding; transcription coactivator activity; actin binding. The record is from RefSeq and is a predicted model, not a curated record. Gene Ontology annotation, biological process: 'de novo' actin filament nucleation; intrinsic apoptotic signaling pathway by p53 class mediator; positive regulation of apoptotic process. Gene Ontology annotation, cellular component: nucleus; cytoplasm.